AUGUCAGUGUCCUUUCUCUUAGUGGUCUGUUUCCUCGCCCUUGUUCUGAAAGGGGUUCUUCUGAGUACAGUCAGCCGUGUAGCUCAGGGCUCCAGACUUAUCAAAAGCAGGGGAAGGGAGCAUAAAGGGACCAAAUUCCGUCUCAAUGACCAAUUUCCAAGGGAGAUAAACGAACAUCGUAAGAGACUGUAUCCGGGACGAAGACAACAAAGGGAGAAUGGUACAUGGGAGGCCAACACAGUGUGCGAGUCUGACACCCUGUGUGAUCCUGCUGGCCUUGUGUCCUCCACCAACCCAGAGGCUCAUAUUGGCAACCGCCGCCUAUCACCUGGGUCUGGCAACUGUGGUGGAGGAGGUGGAGGCUGCCCAACUGGGGUUGACCAGCAGCCCUGCCAAGAAUCACCCCAGGCCCUCGAGGGCAACCUGAACGGACCCACCCAUGUACAUGCCUUCACUUACCGUAGAGACAGAGAUCGUAGAGGCCAGCACAAAGGCCGUGGCCCUCGCAGAGAGGGGCCCAGGGGGGCAGGGCGUGUAGCAGAUAGGCCCCCGAAGCAGAGCCAGAAGGAGAGGUGGGUGGAGGACAGCCUGUCUCUACUCAAGCACCCACCUGCUUUUCCAGUGCAGGACAGCCCUGCCAAGCUGCAGCCAACCAUCAGCUAUGCCUCGAAAGUGAAGUCAGGGGCGGUGGGUGGAGUGCUGGAGGAGGAGGGCCGCCCAGCUAUCGGUGUCCUGCUGCAGAACCAGUGGGGACUUAGUUUCAUCAGUGAGGUCCUCCAAGCCACAGAGGGUUCAGUUCCCUCUCCUGCCCCCAUAGCAGCACCUCAGCUCACAUUUGGAGGUGAAACCACCAACCCAACACAAGAGAGGCAGCACAUAGUCCAGGCCAGUGGUGAAAUCCCAGUUCCUGUCACUACCUCAAUCUCCAUUGACCAGUACAGAGAAGAGGAAGCAAAGAUCAAUGGGAAGCUGCUUCUCACCUGUCACCAUCUAAAGGAGGCUCUGCACUAUCACACAAUAGAAUGGAAUGUCACCUGCAACAAACAGAAAGAAGAUCCCAAUAAGGUAGUUUGGUAUAAGAACUCCCUGGACCAGCCAGCCUAGUGACUCAUGGACCUGUCUGCCACAACACACACCCCCACACACACACCCCCACACGCACUCAGGUCGAUGUCUUUACACAAAGCCACACUGAGACACUUUGGACUAACUCCUUGAUGAGAUCCACAACUAGGGACUUUUCUAACGCCUUCAAAGGCCUGCCUUAAUGAAUUGGACCUGGAGUUCCUAUCGGCUCAAAAUGAUUCGUUUUAAUGUCGUGUUGAGCUGGUCUUUUUUUUAACAAUCUUAAGAGCUGUCAUUUUAUUGUGAGGAACUGCAGUUUUAUCAGACAUUUUCUGUUUUGUCCUCUGUUGUAAGGGAUCCGUCAAGCACUUUCUAAUCUGUUGUGACCAAUCCUUGGUACUCCUACCCUACCAGGUGUUUAUUUUUUUCACAAAUUUGAAAAUGUGUUAUACCUGCUUCAUUUGACCGUAUUUUACACGGGACAGAUGUGUAAUCAUGUCUCCAGUUUACAGGGGUGCAGACAGCACAAUAAGAAGGCACCCUUCCCCUGUCUGAUCCUAAUGCUGUUUUAUUUUGUACCCUGAUUGGGUGAAUGUUACUCAUGAAUCCAUAUGAUUACUCAUGAUCACACUAGCUCAGUUUUAUGAUUUGAAAUGUAUAAAAAAUACACUGGAGGAUAAGUGAACAGUAUUGCAUAAUAAAAUUGAAUGAACUUGA
Oncorhynchus nerka (sockeye salmon) is the source of this 1782-nucleotide messenger RNA. RefSeq lists its product as uncharacterized. Bases 1 to 1104 code for a protein of 367 amino acids. The record is from RefSeq and is a predicted model, not a curated record. Gene Ontology annotation, cellular component: nucleoplasm; cytoplasmic stress granule. NCBI's taxonomy places the organism in Eukaryota, Metazoa, Chordata, Actinopteri, Salmoniformes, Salmonidae. Gene Ontology annotation, molecular function: RNA binding. The transcript is spliced from 5 exons.